AUGGAUUGGUUUUCAUGGCUCUCGAGAACAGACCUCGAACCUUGUCUCGUCCACGAAUACGGCUUCACCUUCUCCCAGAACGAGCUCGAACGCGAAGACAUUGCUUACUUCAACCACGAAUUUCUCCAGAGCAUGGGAAUCUCCAUCGCCAAACACCGCCUCGAGAUCCUCAAACUCGCUCGUCGAGAUCGCAACCAAUCUCCUCCGCUCAGCUCUCGGUCGAUCUACAGAGCCGUGGUCGCGAUCAGGAAAACUGGAAAGUGUUUCUCCGACCACGUACGCGCCUGGAUCCGCCGCGAAGAGCCGUCGUCGUCGUCUCGAGCUCUGGUGCUGGUGCCGAAGAGGAAUAGCAGCGGCGGGAUUGGGAAGUGGAGAGGCGGAUUUCUGAAGAGGAGCAAGAGAUCUGUGAUGCCAAGCUACGGAAAUGGCGGAUUCGAGAAGCCGGAGAGGUUGCUUUUGACCAACGGGACUCCUUGUAGAGUCGAUAGCUUCUCAAGUCCCGUGGUUUUCGAUUACAGUUUCAAGGAAGAGAAAGUUUGUGAAGAUAGCUACAUGGAAGAAAUCAAAUGGGACUCUAUGUUUCAGAAUCUUAAACCUACUUGA
Microthlaspi erraticum is the source of this 603-nucleotide messenger RNA. The record is from the annotation of a GenBank genome assembly. NCBI's taxonomy places the organism in Eukaryota, Viridiplantae, Streptophyta, Magnoliopsida, Brassicales, Brassicaceae.